This is a messenger RNA of Mycena citricolor, 792 nucleotides long. NCBI's taxonomy places the organism in Eukaryota, Fungi, Basidiomycota, Agaricomycetes, Agaricales, Mycenaceae. The record is from the annotation of a GenBank genome assembly.
AUGGGUCGACGCGCCGCUUCUGCAACAAAGAAGACAGCAGCAGCGAGGAAGCAUCUCGACAAAUGGACAGCGCGUGCAACGCAGCGCUACAAAGAUGAGCAGAUGCGGGAACUAGGGCCGGAUGAAACUCGAAAAGGCGCACGGAAAAUCUGCGAGGAGAUCCAGGAGGAGCAUUUGGUGCAAUAUGGGAUGUCCAUUUCGAUAUCGCACACAACUAUCACACGACAUGCUGCUGGAGGGGAAAAACUCAGUGAUUUCAACGCGUCAAAGAGCUGGGUACUUGCCAAGGAGGAACCCAUCAUCAUAUCCUAUGCUCGCAAUCUUGCUGCGCGCGGCUUCCCUCUGAAUCAUGCACUGUUGAAGGAGUGCAUUGAGGCUGUUGUUUGUGCACGGUUGGGUGACGCGUUUCCAGCUGAUGGUCUGGGGAAGAACUUCACGGCACGCUUUCUGGAAAAGCAUUCGGAUCAGCUCCGAACUUGCUGGGCCAGCAAUCUCGAGAACAAACGCGGACGUGCUGUAAAUCCUGCAACACAUGAGGCAUGGUUCCAGCUUCUCGAGGAAACACUUGCCGGGAAGAAGGACUGGAUGUUUGAUGAAGAUCCUAAUGACUGGAGCGAAGACAAUGGUCCGCCAGAAGGAUUUGUGCCAGUUCCAGUGCUCGAGGAGAAUAUCUACGGGAUGGAUGAGAGUGGAUUCUUGAGUGCUGGGAACACAAAGACACGCACCUCAGUUACCACCGCCAUCACCCGGUUGCACCCCCGCGGGGGUCCUCCUGGGUACCCUCAGACGUAG